Molecule: messenger RNA, 3348 nt
Organism: Rhagoletis zephyria (snowberry fruit fly)
Lineage: Eukaryota; Metazoa; Arthropoda; Insecta; Diptera; Tephritidae
Gene: tim
Product: timeless
Biological process (GO): replication fork arrest; DNA replication checkpoint signaling; DNA repair
Cellular component (GO): replication fork protection complex
Molecular function (GO): DNA binding
Source: RefSeq, a predicted model, not a curated record
UUCUCUAACGCUAAAGAUCUUAUCGUAGACUUUUGGUGAAUUGUUUUCAAACAUUUCCAACACAAUUCAAUUAAUAAAUCGACCAAAUGAGUGUCGAAGAGAACUAUUCUGUUCUACAAACUUAAACGUCGAUUUCUUAAUUAAAACUAUAACAAACUUGUAAUGGACUGGCUAUUGGCAACACCGCAGUUACAUAGCGCCUUCUCUUCAUUGGGUUCCCUUGAAGGGGACACCUACGUUGUUGGUCCUGAUGCGUUAGCUAUCCUGGAGGAAAUAAACUAUAAACUAACCUAUGAAGACCAGACGUUACGCACCUUUAGGCGCGCCAUCGGCUUCAGCCAGAAUGUGCGUUCCGAUCUGAUACCGCUGCUGGAGAAUACCAAGGAUGAUGCUGUACUCGACUCGGUCAUACGCAUCUUGGUUAACUUGACUGUGCCUGUUGAGUGCCUCUUCUCGGUAGAUGUUAUGUAUCGCACCGAAGUCGGCCGACAUACCAUCUUCGAGUUGAAUAAGCUGCUCUAUACAAGCAAGGAGGCCUUUACCGAUCCGAAAAGCACAAAAUCUGUUGUCGAGUACAUGAAACACCUGCUCGAGUCCGAUUCGAAGCUGUCAUUGCAAAAAUGUGACAAAAUCAACAAUUGCUUGCUGUUGCUGCGCAACGUUUUACACAUUCCAGAGACGAAUGUAAACUUGGUUAUGCCCUCAGCACAUUCUCAGCAGGGCGGUUCGCAUCCGGUGUCGAUGCAGAAUGCGAUACUCUGGAACCUUUUCAUACAAAGCAUUGACAAGCUGCUGCUCUACCUUAUGACAUGUCCGCACCGCGCCUUUUGGGGUGUCACCAUGGUGCAGCUGAUCGCGUUGAUGUACAAAGAUCAGCAUGUCAGCACACUGCAAAAGCUGUUGAAUUUUUGGUUUGAUGCUUCGCUAUCGGAGAGUUCGGAGGAUAACGAGAGCAAUACCUCGCCACCGAAACAGGGUAGCGGUGACUCUAGUCCCAUGCUUACAUCGGAUCCCACUUCUGAUUCAUCGGACAAUGGUAGCAACGGCUGCAAGAACGAGAGCGCCGAAGAUCGCCGGCAGGCCAUGCGCGAGGAGGCCACGGAAGCCAUGUUGCAGGAAGUUAGCCGCAAGGGACACGAAUAUCAAAACUCGAUGUGUGACGCGCAAGUGAAAAAGGAGGAUUUGUGUAGAGCUGACAAUAAUGUCGACUGUGAACAGCCAUGCAGAUCGCCAACGGCUGUCGAUUUGACACUCAUACACAUAAAAGUCGAAGCAAUGGAUGAGAUGGCCGAUGGUGAUGAAGUUGAACGAGGCGGCGGUUCGGAUGAGUCGGCCGACUCAAAACAACCUAGCCGUAUGAUUGAAGAUAGCGACAACGAACAACAACAAGAACAACCAGCUAAACGCAGUCAACACACUACCCUCAAGCCGAAGAAAAUCGACGCAGAUGCGACAAAAUUCAAAGCGCCACCAGUGGUAGCGAAAUCCAAGCAGACGUUGUCGGGCUCGGCUUACAUGAAUGCUGAUGAGGCCAAUCCGAUGCCGAAGCUUUGCCAAAAGGUGCCGCAUGCCGGCCAGCUGAGCCUAACAAAGGGUAACAGUGGCCCUCAGAAGCGCGAAUGCCCCUCCUCACAAUCGGAGUUAUCGGAUUGCGGCUACGUUACACAAGUGGAGAAUCAGGAAUCCAUAUCCACCUCGAGUAAUGACGAUGAUGGUCCACAGGGCAGGCCGCAACAUCAGAAACCACCGUGCAACAGUAAACAGCGUAGCAAGCAGCGAAUUGUGAUGGCCACGGUGGACAAGAAGGAUACGCGCCGAAAGAAGCUCGUCAAGCGCAGCAAGAGUAGCCUUAUCAGCAUGAAGGGUCUGGUACAACACACACCAACCGAUGAAGAUAUCUCGAAUCUGCUCAAGGAGUUCACAGUCGAUUUCCUACUCAAAGGCUAUGACUGCCUGGUGGGCGAGUUGCACUCACAGCUGCUGACCAAUAUCAAAAUACCCAUCGACACAUCACAUUUUUUCUGGUUGGUCACCUACUUCUUGAAAUUUGCCGCUCAGCUGGAGUUGGAUAUGGAGCACAUUAGUGCAGUGCUUACCUAUGAUGUCAUCAGCUAUUUAACUUAUGAAGGUGUAACACUUUGCGAGCAAUUGGAAUUGAAUUCUCUCCAGGAGGGCAGUGAUCUGAAGCCAUAUUUGCGACGCAUUCAUUUGGUCGUAACGGCUAUACGAGAGUUUCUGCAAGCGAUUGAGACCUACAAAAAAAUAAACCAUUUGAGUGAAGAUGAUCGUUUACACUUGCGACGCCUACAAAGUCAAAUCAGUUCCACUGAAGAUUUGCUUUGCCUAUUCGUUUUACUUUUACGACGAUUCAAUCCAAAUCUGCAUACCAAACAGUAUCUACAAGAUUUAGUAGUGACAAAUCAUUUACUACUUUUGAUUAUGGAUUUCAUCACACAAACCGAAGGCGAUACCAGCAUCAAAAUGACCGAGCAUAUAUCUCAAUUUGCAACACUCGAGAUAAUGAACUACUAUGGCAUGCUUUUGGAGGACUUCAACAAUAAUGGCGAGUUCGUUAACGAUUGCAUCUUUACAAUGAUGCAUCAUGUGGGCGGUGAUCUGGGUCAGAUUGGCACGCUAUUCCAACCGAUUAUAUUGAAGACAUUCUCGCGCCUUUGGGAGACCGAUUAUGAGUUGUGUGAUGAUUGGUCCGAUUUGAUUGAGUAUGUCAUACAUAAAUUCAUAAAAACACCACAAAAGAGUCCGCUGUCGCUGCCAAAGGCUUCACUCACCGAACUAACCAAGGAGCACAACUUGGAGAAUACAAUGUGCGCUUGGACUCAGGAGGAAAUGGACACGUUGUACUGGUACUAUGUGCAAAGCAAGAAGAAUAAUGAUGUUGUUGGCAAAAUUGUGAAGCUAUUCAGCAACAAUGGCAAUAAGCACAAGUCUCGCAUUUCCAUUGUACAGCAGCUACUGCAGCAAGAUAUCAUAACCCUAGUGGAGUAUGAUGAUCUCAUGAAAUUCGAAGAUGCCGAGUACCAGCGCGCAUUACUUACCACACCAACUUCGACUUCUACCGAAUCGGGCAUUGACUUAAAGAAUUCCUCAAGUUUUGCUAAGCCUUCUGAUGAUAUACAGAUUCUACGUGACCUUAUAGUUAAAGAGAAUAAGGAAAAACAUCUGGUUUGGUUGCAAAAAAUAUUGCUUGAGUGUUGUUAUAUAAAGCUGAUUUUGAAGAACUGUUUACAACGUGAAGAUCGACAGGAUUUGCAGUAUGUUAUGGAACCAGUGGCCUAUCAUUGUAUAUGUAAGUAUAAACGAGGGUUUAGAGCGAAUUUAAGGAAUUAG